AUGAGGGGUUUUGCAGCACUAGUACUGAGUCUAGUUUUCCUUAGCGUGGCAAUUACUUGUAAUGGUGCUUUACAAAGGGGAUUUUACCUUGAAAAAUGUGGUGAAAACAACGUCGAAGAUAUCAUCAGAGACGUCGUCGAAUCCAGAUUUUCAAAAGACCCUACCAUCGUCGCUGCACUCCUUCGCUUGCAUUUCCAUGAUUGUUUCGUAUCGGGAUGUGACGGGUCGCUGCUCUUGAAUGGCACUGAUGCUGAGAAGAAUGCAGGCCCUAACUUUAGCGUUAGAGGUUACGAUCUUAUCGACGAAGCAAAAGAUGCAGUCGAGAAAGCUUGUCCUGGAGUCGUUUCAUGUGCUGAUAUCAUAGCUGUAGCCACCAGAGACGCUGUCUUCAUGGCUAAAGGACUGAACUACAAGGUUGAGACAGGCAGAAGGGACAGCUUGGUUUCUUCAGCUGAUAAUGUUGAUCUUCCCGGUCCUUCAAUUACUGUGAAGAACGCAAUCGCGUUAUUCAAAAGAAAAGGACUUGAUAAGAUGGACAUGGUUUUGCUCCUUGGUGCACACACCGUCGGAGUCACACACUGUUCCUUUAUCGGAAACCGGCUUUACAACUUCAAUAACACUGGAAAAAAGGACCCAACCAUGGAGGCUUCACUCUUCAAGUCAUUGUCAAAGACAUGUCCAAAAAUCCCCAAUGAUUCUGAGAGUCAAGUUGCACUAGACCAAACCAUUAACAGUACCAACAUUUUAGAUAAUGGUUACCUGACACAAGUCAAAGGACGGAGAGGAAUUCUUCAAAUCGAUCAAAACAUAGGGUUAGACGCAUCGACUGGAGCCAUUGUUCGCUCAUUUGUCGAUGGUCCGUUGAAGAAUUCGUUCCAAUCUCGAUUUGGUGGCGCUCUGAUCAAAAUGGGUCGUGUUGGUGUUCUUACUGGCAAAAAUGAAGGAGAAAUUAGGAGGACUUGUGGAGCUGUCAAUCCUUGA
This is a messenger RNA of Papaver somniferum (opium poppy), 981 nucleotides long. Its product is annotated as peroxidase 60-like. The coding region runs from base 1 to 981 and encodes 326 amino acids. Gene Ontology annotation, cellular component: plant-type cell wall; plasmodesma. Gene Ontology annotation, molecular function: peroxidase activity; heme binding. Gene Ontology annotation, biological process: response to oxidative stress; hydrogen peroxide catabolic process. The transcript is spliced from 4 exons. NCBI's taxonomy places the organism in Eukaryota, Viridiplantae, Streptophyta, Magnoliopsida, Ranunculales, Papaveraceae. The record is from RefSeq and is a predicted model, not a curated record.